This is a messenger RNA of Seminavis robusta, 1247 nucleotides long. The record is from the annotation of a GenBank genome assembly. Lineage: Eukaryota; Bacillariophyta; Bacillariophyceae; Naviculales; Naviculaceae.
AUGGCAAUGAUGGCAAGACAACACAACUUGGCUGUUCGCCUGGUGCAACUUUUGUGUCUCGCGGCCGCUGUUUCGGCUUUCAGCCCCCACAACCUUGACACAUCACUACAAGGAUGGACUUGCAACAACAUGGAACAGCUUUCUGACAGCAACAAAAAGGCAGCCACAGUAGCAAGCUUGGCCUUGGUCGCAUCUGCGUCCAUGACGGCAUUCCCAGCAAUCAGCCAUGCGGUGGAUCUAGAAAGCAUGCACGGAGGUGCCAUUACCAUGGCUUCAACAACUAGCGGUUUAUUGAACAGGCUUACCGAGACUGGAUUCUACCAGGCAUUUACUCUGGUGUUCCUAAGUGAAAUUGGCGACAAAACCUUCUUCAUUGCUGGCCUCUUGGCCAUGAAAACAUCCAAAUUAGCUUCUUUCUUGGGAUCCAUGGGUGCCCUAGGGGCAAUGACUGUGCUAUCCGUCCUCAUUGGGCAAAUCUUUCAUGCAGUGCCAUCUGGGUUUGGCGAAGGAAUCCCACUCGAUGACAUUGCAGCUUGCAUUGCUUUCGCAUUCUUUGGUUUCAAGACACUGAAGGAUGCUUUGGAUAUGGAAGAGGGAGAAAGUGUCAUGGAUGAAGAGCUGGCCGAAGCAGAAGAGGAAGUUGAGAACAGUGAUUCGGUCAAGAGAACCACAGCUUGGGGUCAACUGGUCAGCAUUUUUGCUCUUGUCUUUGCAGCAGAGUUCGGAGACCGUUCGUUCCUCUCGACAAUCGCCUUGUCUGCAGCCCAAAACCCGGUCAGCGUCGGAGUCGGCGCCAUUGCUGCUCAUGGUGUUGCCACUGGCAUUGCUGUAUCCGGAGGGUCUUACAUUGCCAAGUACAUAUCGGAACGAGUCAUCGGCAUUAUUGGUGGCUGCCUAUUUCUUGUGUUUGCCCUGACAACUGCACUGGGAAUAUUCUAAGCAGUUAGCUAUCUACCUGACCUUAAUUUGCUGCUUCUGCUACGACUGUACCUGAUCCUUUGAAACCCUUCAUGUCAUCAAAUGGCACUACCAUUGUAGACAAGUUGAUUCGAUUCACUGCCUACCGGUAGCUAGACUCGACUCGAGCCAGCGUGAAAAGAAGGGAAGGAUCGGUGGGCAGUAUGCAAACAUGGUGUCAUGCCAAGCCAAAGGAGAGCGACAGCAACAAUCCGAGCAGGGUACCAGGUAUGGGGAAGAAUGAUCAAUCUUACAACCGUACGGUACGCUGUGCCAGCUACUACUAGCUA